AUGAAUCAAUUAACCAAGGAAAUUUUAAAGAGUUGUGCAAAUUGUAUGCUAAAUCUGUACCAGAUUUUGAAAAUAUGUAUUUUAAAGAUACAAUUAUAUAGUGGGAGAAUUCAAAAUGAAAUUAUUGAUAUUUGUGAUAUUUAUUGGAUUUGUCGUUACAAGAACUGUGAAGCAAUUAUUAAUAAUAAUAUAGCAAUUAUUGCUACUCUCCAAAAAGAAGUUGAAGAUCAAUAUGACAAAGAUGUAGCGCAAGCAAUAGGUAUUUUAAAUUCAAUACAAAACAGUGAUUUUGUUGUAGUUGUAUUUAUACUUUAUGAAGUUUUAUCAAUCAUAAAUGUGUUAAGUCAGCAGAUUCAAAGCAAAUCGGCUACUUUGAGUAAAUCUGUAAAUGUCAUAAAAAGUGUUGUAUUGUCGUUUAACGAUUUACGUUCCAAUUAUGCAUUCUCUUUAUUCUGGAUUAAAGUAAAAGAUUUUUGUGAUGAUAAUGAUAUAGUAUUGACAACACCAUCUACAGGAGGAGUUCAAAGUCAAAAACGUAAAAGAAAAGAACCUAUAACACUUCAAGAUUAUGCUUUGACUAUUCCAACGGGAGCCACAUGCAGUAUUAAUGAAGAUGAAUGUGUAUCUGUUGACGUUUAUUGGCGAAGAACUGUAUACUUCAGAAUUAUCGAUGAUGUGAUUUCAAAUUUAAAUAAAAGAUUUUCUGAUGAAAGCCUAGAAAUAGCUACACCUAUUGAUAAUUUUUUUAAUUUGAAUAUAAAUGAAAGUUUAUUCUUUAUUAACAGAUACAAUGAUAUUUUAGGAACUUCAUAUAAAAAUUUAAAAGCAGAGAUGAUGGUGUUAAAGAAUUGUCUCAGGAAUAAUUAUUUGCUGGAAGAUGUCAUAUGCGCAUGUUAUCCGGAAGUAUAUCCAAACUUUUACAAGUUAAUGCAAGUUGCAUUAACCAUACCAAUUUCAUCAGCAACAUGUGAAAGAUUAUUUUCCUCGAUGCGGCGCAUUAAGAAUUGGUUACGAACCAAUAUAAUUAAUAAGUUUGCUAAAAAAUCAAGAAGAUUAGAUUAA
Messenger RNA from Macrosiphum euphorbiae (potato aphid), 1062 nucleotides. The record is from the annotation of a GenBank genome assembly. Lineage: Eukaryota; Metazoa; Arthropoda; Insecta; Hemiptera; Aphididae.